Messenger RNA from Nerophis lumbriciformis (worm pipefish), 2307 nucleotides. NCBI's taxonomy places the organism in Eukaryota, Metazoa, Chordata, Actinopteri, Syngnathiformes, Syngnathidae. The record is from RefSeq and is a predicted model, not a curated record.
AUGGUGAUUGUGUCAGACAACAGCCGGGGGCCCCAGGGAAGACCCCUGCAGGUGGGCUUCUAUGAAAUCAUCCGCACGCUGGGGAAAGGCAACUUUGCCGUGGUCAAACUGGCAAAGCAUAAAGUUACCAAAACACAGGUGGCCAUAAAGAUUAUCGAUAAAACCAGAUUGAACCCGUCCAAUCUGGAGAAAAUCUACAGGGAAGUGCAGAUUAUGAAGCUGCUUAAUCACCCACACAUCAUCAAACUCUACCAGGUCAUGGAGACAAAAGACAUGCUGUACAUUGUGACUGAAUAUGCAAAAAACGGGGAGAUGUUUGAGCACCUGACUUCAAACGGCCGCAUGAGCGAAGAGGAGGCGCGCAAGAAAUUUUGGCAAAUUCUCACGGCGGUCGACUACUGCCACCGGCACCACAUCGUCCACCGUGACCUCAAAACCGAAAACUUGCUUCUGGACGCAAAUAUGAACAUCAAACUGGCCGACUUUGGAUUCGGAAACUUUUACAAUGCGGGAGAGGCCCUGUCGACAUGGUGUGGCAGCCCCCCGUAUGCAGCCCCUGAAGUCUUUGAGGGCAAAGAGUAUGAAGGGCCUCAAUUGGACAUUUGGAGCCUGGGAGUAGUGCUUUAUGUGCUGGUAUGUGGCUCCCUUCCCUUCGAUGGUCCCAGCCUUCCUGCACUCAAGCAAAGAGUCACCGAGGGACGCUUCAGAAUCCCUUUCUUCAUGUCCCAAGACUGUGAAAACCUCAUCCGCAAAAUGUUGGUGGUGGACCCAGCAAAGAGGAUCAGCGUGGCCCAGAUUAAACAGCACCGCUGGAUGCUGGCAGACCCCUCGGCAGCCCGUCAGACCCUCAGCCACUCCCUUACCGAUUAUAACUCCAAUCUAGGAGACUAUAGCGAGCCUGUGUUGGGCAUCAUGAACACCCUGGGGAUUGACCGCCAGAGGACCAUCGAGUCUUUGCAGAGCAGUAGCUACAAUCACUUCUCAGCAAUUUACUACCUGCUUCUGGAAAGGGUCAAAGAGCACCGCAACCAGCAACUGAGCCAUCAGUGUGGAAGCUGGACCCAAAGGCAGAGGAGCAUCUCUGACACCACUGGAGCUGAGAAAGUCAUGGUGAAGGCAGACUGCUUCAGAACGGCGCCUUUCUCCAUUCCCAACAAAAACAUCGGUCUGCUCCAAUCGGAAAUGGAGUGCGAUCAAGGCGGAUUGUUCCAGCGUGUGGUCUUCCCAUUGGAGGCCAGCUUCAACAGGCUGCUGUGGAACCGGUCCAUAUCACCCAACAGUUUGCUGGAGACCAGCAUCACCGAGGAGGUGCGCCCCCGGGACCUGGAAGAGGAGGAGGCGAUGCAAAGCCUGGGGCCGCUGCUGCCCCACGCCGGCACCUCGCGUCGCCACACUCUAGCUGAGGUCUCCGCACGCUUUCACCAGUGCAACCCUCCGUGUAUUGUCGUCAGUCCAUCCGACGGCACCUCUUCUGACAGCUGCCUAAAGUCAUCAUCUAGUCCCACCACGACUCUGCAAGCUCCCACGGGUGGUGACGUGUCAACACCUCCCGAGGGUGCCCACCUGCUUGCUGGCGCCCCGUUGGCUCUCUCCUCGCACCUUCUGCCCCAUAUCCAGGGGAGCCUUCCCGCAGCCAGCUUCCAGGAGGGUCGCAGGGCUUCUGACACCUCCCUGACACAAGGCCUCAAAGCUUUCCGGCAGCAGCUGAGAAAAAACACUCGCACCAAAGGACUCCUUGGUUUGAACAAAAUCAAAGGUUUGACGAGGCCCGGUGCAUCGCCUCCGUCCUCUAACCGGGGCAGCCGUGGGUCUCUGGGUCCCGCCCUCUCCGAGCACCGCAGCAUGCUAGAGGAAGUGCUCCACCAGCAACGGAUGCUGCAAAUCCAGCACCAGCCGCAACAACCUCAGGUCCAGAAUACUCCACCAGGACCCACCCCAAAUCCUUUGCGGUUUCUGUCCCAGCAGCAGUCACCUUCUCCUCCGCCUACUUCAGUAUUCGCCCCAGCUCCUUUGUUUGAAGCACCCUCGCAACCUCACGGGCUCUGGCAGCACGUCCCAGAGACCGCCUCCGCGUCUUUGUCUCCCGUGGCCUCCGCCGCUUACCUACUGGAGGCACGUCUGCACAUCAGCCCACACGCACAACGCCACCACCAUGCCCAAAUCCACCAACGCCUCCCUGGCCCGCCACAACUGGGCGUCUUGCACUUUGACGGCAAACACGCCACCUGGGCCGCGGGCUCAUCGUCCGGCACCGAGCAGAGUUUGACGGGUCAGACGCCGCUGAACAGCUGCGUGAUGGUCAAGUAG